CCUUCCUCAGCCCGGCGCCAUGACACCUACUGAGGCGGAAGUGUGGAGGCGCCGGCCGGUUAGGACCACCGCACCGUACGGGUGGCGGCGGGAGUGGGGGGGCCUCCGUGGGGAGCCAGUGUGGAUCGAGUGCGGGGGCCGGAUUCCCCGCCCCCUCCGCGCGGCCGACUCCGCGGGGAUUUAAAGGUCCUUGGUGGCGGCAGGGGGUCCAGCUGUAAAAUGUCAUCCCAGCCAGUGUGACAUCACCACAGUCCAGCGUGACACCCGCGGAGACUGGGCAGCGCGCGGGCGGCAGCGCCUUCCCGGGAAGCCCCGCUGCCGGCGAGAAACCACCUCAGUUUGGGCUUCAAGGUUUCGUCGCCCGCACGGAGACGUUCUAGCCGAGCGGCCUCGGCGUGCGCGACCUGGCAGCCUCCGCGCACCUCGGGAGCGCCCAGGAGGCCCCCCCGCUGCCCGCCAUAGGCCCCUGUGUGUGCCUCAGGAAGUGAGCGACAACCUGUGCCCCGGACCAGCCCCUCAAAACGGGCACUGAGCAGACGCUGCCACAACGUCCUUGCCCCUCCCAGGAGAGUGGGACUGGGUAUUCAGGAAGCCGGUGCGUCGGGCACGCAGCGUUGUGGAGAAAAUGGACACUGUAAAAACUAGGUUAUCCUGACGGAAAGACUGUCGCCACCUCCCAGUCAGGAGAUUCUGUAGGACUUCACAUGUACCUCCUCCUGCUGUGUGAAGUGUUCCUACUCCUGAAGUGAGGAGCGUUUUUAGAGAGACGGAACUGAGAACAUAAAGUCCUCACAUUGGGCUGACCUGGGAAACAGCAAAAUGUGGAGACUGGGUUCCCCCGUCAGGGCUGGGAGGAGCCCGCGGGGACUGCUCCUGGCCGGGAGACGAUGCCGUACCUGGGCUCCGAGGACGUGGUGAAGGAGCUGAAGAAAGCUCUGUGCAACCCUCACGUUCAGGCGGAUAGGCUGCGCUACCGGAAUGUCAUCCAGCGAGUGAUUAGGCACAUGACUCAGGGCUUGGACAUGUCCGGUGUUUUCAUGGAAAUGGUGAAGGCGAGUGCCACUGUAGAUAUUGUUCAGAAGAAGUUGGUUUAUCUGUACAUGUGUACAUACGCCCCCCUGAAACCAGAUCUGGCUCUUUUGGCUAUUAAUACGCUGUGCAAAGACUGUUCGGAUCCCAAUCCGAUGGUGCGAGGGCUGGCAUUACGGAGCAUGUGUAGCCUUAGGAUGCCUGGUGUGCAGGAAUAUAUCCAACAGCCUAUUCUCAAUGGCCUGCGAGAUAAAGCUUCAUAUGUCAGGAGGGUGGCGGUCCUUGGUUGUGCCAAGAUGCAUAAUCUUCAUGGAGACUCUGAAGUGGACGGUGCUCUGGUAAAUGAGUUAUACAGUUUGCUGCGUGACCAGGAUCCAAUUGUGGUUGUGAAUUGCCUGAGGUCUCUAGAAGAAAUUCUGAAACAGGAAGGAGGUGUUGUCAUCAACAAGCCCAUCGCCCACCAUCUCUUAAAUCGAAUGCCAAAACUGGACCAAUGGGGCCAGGCUGAAGUAUUGAACUUUCUGCUACGCUAUCAACCCCGCAGUGAGGAGGAGCUGUUUGACAUUCUCAAUCUGUUAGAUAGCUUUCUCAAGAGUAGUAGCCCUGGUGUGGUGAUGGGGGCCACAAAACUCUUCCUAAUCUUGGCAAAAAAAUUCCCCCAUGUACAAACCGAUGUGCUUGUGCAAGUCAAGGGACCUUUGCUGGCUGCCUGUUCUUCAGAGAGCCGUGAGCUCUGUUUUGCUGCUCUAUGUCAUGUGCGUCAGAUCUUGCAUAGUUUGCCCGGUCACUUUAGCAGCCACUACAAAAAAUUUUUUUGCUCCUACUCGGAGCCCCACUACAUCAAGUUGCAGAAGGUGGAGGUGCUGUGUGAGCUGGUGAACGACGAAAAUGUACAGCAGGUGCUAGAGGAGCUCCGAGGGUACUGUACGGAUGUGUCAGCCGAUUUUGCUCAGGCCGCCAUCUUUGCCAUAGGUGGUAUUGCCAGGACCUACACAGAUCAGUGUGUGCAGAUUCUAACAGAGUUGCUGGGGCUUCGACAAGAGCACAUUACCACAGUGGUGGUGCAAACUUUCCGAGACCUGGUUUGGUUGUGUCCUCAGUGUACGGAAGCUGUGUGUCAGGCUCUGCCCGGCUGUGAGGAGAACAUUCAGGAUAGCGAGGGGAAACAGGCACUUAUUUGGCUCCUUGGUGUCCAUGGGGAAAGAAUUCCCAAUGCUCCCUACGUGUUAGAAGACUUUGUGGAGAAUGUGAAGUCAGAGACAUUUCCAGCGGUGAAGAUGGAGCUACUGACUGCACUGCUGCGCCUUUUCCUCUGCCGACCUGCUGAGUGCCAGGACAUGCUGGGGCGUCUGUUACAUUACUGCAUAGAGGAAGAAAAGGAUAUGGCAGUACGGGACCGGGGUCUCUUCUAUUAUCGCCUUCUCUUAGCUGGCAUUGAUGAAGUGAAGCGGAUCCUGUGUAGCCCUAAAUCUGACCCUUCUCUUGGACUUUUGGAGGAUCAGGCGGAAAGACCUGUGAAUAGCUGGGCCUCAGACUUCAACACACUAGUGCCGGUCUAUGGCAAAGCCCGUUGGGCAGCCAUCUCUAAAUACCAGGGGGCAGAGCAUCGGGGCCCAGAGCUUCCUAACACUGCAUCCUUUGCCUCCUCAGGUCCCCUGAUUCCUGAAGAGCACAAGGAGACAGUACAAGAACCAGAUUCUGGAGCCCUCAUGCUCGUCCCCAAUUGCCAGCUUACUGCUGAGUAUUUUGAGAAAACUUGGUUUAGCCUGAAAGUUGCUCAUCAGCAAGUAUUCCCUUGGAAGGGAGCAGUCCAUCCUGACACCCUCCAGAUGGCCCUGCAAGUAGUGAAUAUCCAGACCAUCGCAAUGAGCAGGGCUGGGGCUCACCCGUGGAAAGCCUACCUCAGUGCUCAGGAUGACACCGGCUGCCUGUUUCUAACAGAACUGCUGUUGGAGCCCGAGAACUCAGAAAUGCAGAUCUCUGUGAAACAGAAUGAGCCGAGGACUGAGACACUGAACGGUUUUAUUUCUGUAUUAGAAACUGUGCUUGGAACCAUUGGAGACAUAAAAUCCUAAUAGGUUCUUGCUGCCUGUCCUGAGAGGAGUAGCUAUCAGAGUUCUAGUUUUUCUGAUUAGAAUUGCUUGAAGUCCAGAUAUUAUCAAAUGCAAAAGAGAAUGGACAAUCUCAGAAUCAGGAUUCUUAUGUUUUUGUCCGAAGACAAUUGACUUCUUCCUCUCAUACCUCUAGGUGAAUGACCCCAUUUUUCCAGGUGUUGUUGAAAAGGUUAAUGUUGGUAAGGGGAUGGGAUGGGGUGAGGAUAGGAUUUGGAUUCUUUUCUAAUCCAUUUUAGGGAUUGUUUUACUAAUUAAAGAUGCUCAAUGUUUAUGGAAA
Molecule: messenger RNA, 3420 nt
Organism: Canis lupus familiaris (dog)
Lineage: Eukaryota; Metazoa; Chordata; Mammalia; Carnivora; Canidae
Gene: AP4B1
Product: adaptor related protein complex 4 subunit beta 1
Exons: 12
Coding region: 888-3104 (738 amino acids)
Biological process (GO): vesicle-mediated transport; intracellular protein transport
Cellular component (GO): membrane coat; clathrin adaptor complex
Molecular function (GO): clathrin binding
Source: RefSeq, a predicted model, not a curated record